Meloidogyne enterolobii is the source of this 1385-nucleotide messenger RNA. Lineage: Eukaryota; Metazoa; Nematoda; Chromadorea; Rhabditida; Meloidogynidae. The record is from the annotation of a GenBank genome assembly.
AUGCAGCCAAAACUUAUUAUUUAUUUAAUUAUUUUAAUGCCCAUUGUUAGAUCAUCAUUAAGUGAUUUACCCAGCUGUAGCCGCGCAAAAUGUGUACAUUGUAAAGUAUAUUUUAUUUUACAAAUGUGCCCUAUUGCCUGCAGUAAUUGCCCAACAACAACAGAAGAACCGAUAAGACAACAAAACAAACAUUUCUUGACAGCGCUUAAACCUGUAAUAGACAACGAAGUAAACAACAAAGCAUUCUCUCAGCCUACAAUAACAGUACCAUAUGCACAACAAAUCCCGACAAAUUUAAAUAGAAACAAGCAACGCACAAAUAAUUUACAAAGACCGUCAAAUUUAUUCUCACAACAAAAACAAUUUCAAGGAAAUAGAGAUCAGCAACAUGGAACAAUUUUAAGAAAAAACCCAAAUUUUCAAAAUUUGCAAUACAUACAAGAACAACCACAAUAUACUUUUGUCCAACCUUUUCAACAGCAACAACAAACACAAAAUUAUAUUGGAGGAGGUGGUUUUUAUGGAGGACCUAUUCCUCAACAGCAGCAAUAUCCUAUCCCUCCUCCUCCACCCCCAACAAAUUUCCAACCAUUAGAAAUUCAAAAAGAGCAGCAACAACAAUUCAGCAAUCCGUUCCAACAACAAUCUUACCAAUCGGUUCCAAUGCAACAAUUCUCUCCUUCAAUAUCCCCACAACAAAAUAUCCAACAAACUUUUGAACAAAAUUUCCAAGGUGGUCAACUUCAUUCAAUUCAAUCUCCAAAUAAUCAACCAAUACAAAUUCCACAAUUUGUCCAAAAUAAUGCACCUCAACAAACACAGUUACCUUCCAUAUUUUCCCAUCAGAUUUACAAUCAGCCGAUGAUGAGUAUAGACGAAAGACCAGCUAACAUUAUACAUACAGUACCAAACGUAGCAGUACCACAACAAAAUUUCCAAAAAUUUUAUAAUAUCCCACAACUACAGCCGAUUGAUGGAAAAUGUCCAAAACAAAAUUGGGAGCCUUGUGUACCAAAAGAAUUAGCAAAUAAACGAUUUCAAAAUUGUUGCUCACAGUUAGGAGAAGGGUGCUCUCAAUUAUGUAGUUAUGACCAAAACCUUACUAACAUUCAACUUGCAGUGCUAACUGGUCGUUGUCCCAUAAAUAAAGUCGCUGAUAUGAUGCUUUGUGCAAGCGGAUAUGAGGACGCAACUCCUUGUUGUCAAGAAUUUAAUGUUUUCGAGGCUGGCUUUGAACACUGCCGUCCCUAUUGCAACCCAACUGGUGGACUUCCAAAUGACGGAAUGUUAGUAGAAAAAUAUAAAUGCCUUCAGAAAUUGCAGCAAAUACAAAAAUGUUUUUAUCUAAGUCAACGUCCAUAGGGUUCUUAAAGUUGCUUUUUUCU